Molecule: messenger RNA, 8201 nt
Organism: Lampris incognitus (smalleye Pacific opah)
Lineage: Eukaryota; Metazoa; Chordata; Actinopteri; Lampriformes; Lampridae
Gene: pcnx1
Product: pecanex 1
Exons: 36
Coding region: 1-7011 (2336 amino acids)
Cellular component (GO): membrane
Source: RefSeq, a predicted model, not a curated record
AUGGGGUCGCAAACGCUCCAGAUCCUGAGACAGGGGGUCUGGGCUUCGAUCACGGGCGGGUGGUAUUACGACCCCCACCAGAACACGUUCGUCAACGCUCUGCAUCUCUACAUCUGGCUCUUCCUGCUAUGCUUCCCCUUCACGCUGUACAUGGCCCUGCCACCAACCAUGGUGAUCGUGGGAAUCUACUGUGGCGUGAUCGCCGCCAUGUUUCUCCUGCUGAAGAUGGUGAACUACCGCCUCCACCAUGCCCUGGAUGAGGGGGAGGUGGUGGAGCGCCGUGCCAAGACGGCCGAGAGCAGCAGAGGCGUCGCGGAGGGGCCCACCCACAGCGGCGUCACCCGCAGGCAGGACAGCAAUGGCCCCGGGGAUCCUGGAGGGGGUAUCGAGAUGGCAGAUUUCAUCCGGGAGGUGACUCCGCCUGUUGACUGCAGCUCCAGGAACUCUUACACUGGGACAGAGUCUCACCACCAGACUGCAUCCGGCCACGGCGGCGCCACGACAGCCAAAGGAGGACAUGUAGGGAAGACCUCCGACAACAUCAGCCUGAGUCUUGUUGAGAGCUGCCGCCACGAUCACGACUUGCUGUCAGACCCAAAGAUGUACUGCAUGGUUUCCAAUGACUCGUUCGCCUCUAUGCAGCCCUCAACCUCCCUGGGCCCCCCGGAGCUGUCCAGGGGGCCCGGCGACGCCUUUUGCUCCGCUGCUAAUCCCUUCAGCCAAUCACAGUCCUCCUGCGACACAGAGGCGACCCCUCACGUGCCUGCGCAGUCGCAGUCUUUCAGGAAGGAGCUCCGCUCUCGGGGCCUGCCUCGCACCUCCAGCUCGGCCGGUUCUGCGUUCCCUGACCCCUCCCUGCCGGACUUUAGCCUGUACCCUCCCCAGAGGCGAGGUGGCCUUGACCCCGUGCGCGAGCUGGAGACAGCCCGACCUCGCAGGGCGGUGUGCAGGGACAGACGUAGCGAGGAGGCGGAGGGACACGACCAGCACGGCGGCGCUGUAGCCACCGCCUCCGGAACAGAGGGCUACAAACAUGAGGAGCCGCAGCAGAGGAUAGCCCGCUCGGCCUCACGGGAGGCGGGGGAAGGCAGUUCGGGCCUGUAUCAGGCAGAUGGUGAAGGGAGGCGACGGUCUGGGGGCGGAGGAGGGGGGAGGUCCCGGGGCGGGGAGCGCAGCGCCGAUAGCCUGAGGAGCCUGAGCACGCGCAGCAGCGGCUCCACCGAGAGCUACUGCAGCGGCACAGACCGCGACACCAACAGCACCGUCAGCAGCUUCCACAGUGAGCAGACCAGCUCCACCCACGUGGAGAGCCUCCUCUCCCUCUCGGGGGACGAGCACGCACGGGGCAGGGCCGACGGCCGGACGUCCAGUCUGGGCAGCGUGGGCUCUCAGCGGGGUCUCGGCAGCGCGCCGUCCAGGGAGGCAAACAAGAACCCUCACGCCAAUGAACUGACCGCCAAGCGACCCGCGGACACGCCGCCCUCGGCCGUCCAGGAAUUAGGGGAGUCCCACAGCUGUCAGGAGGAAUCCGGCGGCGCCGGGACGGGUGCCCGUGGCUCCACUCCUGGAGAGCAGGACAGGGAGCGGGAGAGGGACGACGCUCAGAGGAAGUCGGCCAGCCUUUUUCAGCGGACGUCCUCGUCGUCAGCUGGGCGUAGCGGGCGUCGGCGGACAGGCAAGAAGCGGGCGAGCAGCUUCGACGCCAGCCGACACCGGGACUAUGCACUACGGGGAAUGGCCAAGCCUCGCAGCGCCGUCUUCGCCGCCGGCUGCGGCGGCGGGGAGGAGGACUCAAGUGACCAGAGCGAGCUCAGCCGUGCCUCCAGCCUCCACUCUGCCCACCACCUCAGCACCGACAGCUCUUCCAGCGCCACCUCCCGCUCCUGUCACUCCCCGGAAGGACUCUAUUGCGCCCUGAAAGCCAAGCACACCUCCGCCACCUCGGCCUCGGCCUCCUCCUCCGCCGCCGCCGCAAAGACACCAGCGAGAUCGGAGGGAGCAGGGCGGCCGGGGGUGAAGCGGCACGUGUCACGCCGUACACCCAGUACCGGCAGUGCCAAAACCCACGCCAGAGUGCUGAGUUUGGACAGCGGCACCGCUGCCUGCCUUAAUGACCCCAACCGCCUGGGGACCCCGGCCGUGCCUCGCCCCCUCACCACCUCCAAGUCGGAUCUGGAAGCCAAAGAGGGGGAGGUCCUGGAUGCGGCGUCGCUCUUGGGCAGGGCCUCCCAACUGGAGUCGGUGACCCGGUCCAGGAACAGUUUGCCCAGCCAGGCGGCCUUCACCGAGCCUCAGGACCUAACGCCGGCUUCCCUGCGUGCCCAGGGGAGCGAGGAGACCGUCACGUUUCGCCGCGAGCGUAGCACGUUCCGUCGGCAGGCGGUCCGGCGGCGGCACAAUGCGGGGAGUAACCCCACGCCCCCCACCUCCCUCAUCGAUCUCCCCUCAGGUACGCAACGCGCUCUCAGCCAGGCCUCCCAACCCUCCACAUCCCAGGCGAAAAGUCAGCCGUCCAGAACCCCGUCUCAAGUGACUGUGCUGAGCGCUAGUGCCUCCCUGCUGGCCAGGAAUGGAAGUGCGCACCUGGAAGGUUCUCAGGACAAGGCGUCGACGGUUGGUGCUUCCAGCCUGCAGGACGACUUCGGGAAGCUCACUCCCUCCUUGUACGAGGCGGCUGGCUGUGACAUGUCCCUGGUCAACUUCGAACCUGCAACCAGACGAGCCUCCAAUAACAUGUGGGACACCGACUCCCACCUCUCCAGCUCUACCUCAGUUCGCUUCUGCCCUCAUGACCUGAUCCGCCUGAACCGCUUACUAACAAUGGACCCAGAGCUGCUGGAACAGCAGGACGGGGACCUGAGCCCGGAGCUUCCGGACGGCGCGUCGGGCCAGGAGGACCGCUCAGCCGCCACAGUAGCCGUGGGCAAGGCCCGGUCCUACUACCGCUUUUGGCUGCUACCCUACCUGUGGGUCAGCCUGCACUUUGACAGGCUCACCCUGCUGGCGCUGUUUGACAGGAACCGCGAGGUCGUGGAGAACGUGCUGGCGAUCGUGCUCGCCGUCCUGGUGGCCUUCCUAGGUUCGGUGCUGCUGGUCAACGGCUUCUUCACGGACAUCUGGGUCUUUCAGUUCUGCCUGGUCAUCGCGAGCUGCCAGUACUCCUUACUUAAGAGCGUCCAGCCAGACUCCUCGUCUCCUCGACAUGGCCACAACCGCAUCAUAGCGUACAGCCGGCCUGUCUACUUCUGCCUGUGCUGCGGCCUCAUCUGGCUCCUCCACUACGGCAGCCAGAGGACCACCUCCUCGCGCUUCACCCUGUACGGAGCGGCGCUCACCAGCUCCCUCCUGCUGGCCUCUGCCCGGGACCUGGUCAUAGUCUUCACCCUUUGCUUCCCCCUGGUCUUCUUCGUGGGCUUGCUGCCGCAGGUCAACACAUUCGUCAUGUACCUCUUCGAGCAGCUGGACAUCCACGUGUUCGGAGGGAACGCCUCCACCAGCCUUCUGUCGGCCUUCUACAGCAUCCUGCGGAGUGUCGUCACUGUGGCGCUGCUCUACGGCCUCUGUUACGGCGCUCUGAAGGAGACCUGGGAGCCCCAUCACAUCCCUGUGCUGUUUUCUGUCUUCUGUGGCCUCCUGGUGGCGGUGUCUUACCAUCUGAGCCGGCAAAGCAGCGACCCCUCCGUCCUCAUCUCAUUGAUACAGUCCAAGAUCUUGCCCAAUCUGAAAGACAAAAAUCCAGAGGACCCUCUCUCGGAAGUACAGGACCCUCUACCAGACAAGCUGAAGGCUUCAGUGAACGAGCGUCUGCAGUCCGACCUGAUCGUCUGCGUGGUCAUCGCGGUCCUGUACUUCGCCAUCCACGUCAGCACGGUGUUCAUCGCGCUGCAGCCCUUCCUGAGUUAUGUGCUGUACUCACUGGUGGGGGCGGUGGGUCUGCUCACCCACUACCUGUUGCCCCAGGUACGCAAGCAGCUGCCCUGGUACUGCUUCUCCCACCCCCUUCUCAAAACCAAGGAGUACUACCAGUUCGAGGUCAGGGACGCCGCCCAUGUGAUGUGGUUUGAGAAGCUGCACCUCUGGCUGUUGUUCGUGGAGAAGAACGUGCUGUACCCUCUUGUUAUCCUGAACGAGUUGAGCGGCAGCGCCAGAGAGCUGGCCAGUCCAAAGAAACUUGACACGGAGGUCGGCGCUCUGAUGAUCACUGUGGCCGGCCUGAAGCUGCUGCGCUCCUCUUACAGUAGCCCCACCUACCAGUAUGUGACGGUCCUCUUCACCGUCCUCUUCUUCACCUUCGACUACCGGCACCUGUCGGAGACGCUGCUGCUCGACCUCUUCCUCAUGUCCAUAAUCUUCAGUAAGUUGUGGGAGCUGCUAUACAAGCUACGCUUUGUCUACACCUACAUUGCCCCCUGGCAGAUCACGUGGGGCUCCGCCUUCCAUGCCUUCGCUCAGCCAUUCGCCGUGCCUCAUUCCGCUAUGCUGUUUGUUCAGGCCGUCGUUUCUGCAAUCUUUUCCACUCCCCUCAACCCCUUCCUGGGCAGCGCUAUCUUCAUCACCUCCUACGUCCGCCCUGUGAAGUUCUGGGAGAGAGACUACAACACCAAGAGAGUUGAUCACUCUAACACACGACUGGCAUCUCAGCUGGACAGAAACCCAGGCUCUGAUGACAACAACCUGAACUCCAUCUUCUACGAGCACCUGACACGCUCCCUGCAGCACAGCCUGUGCGGGGACCUCCUGCUGGGCCGCUGGGGGAACUACGGCACCGGGGACUGCUUCAUCCUGGCCUCGGACUACCUGAAUGCCCUGGUCCACCUGGUGGAGAUCGGGAACGGCUUGGUCACCUUUCAGCUCAGAGGGCUGGAGUUCAGAGGCACAUACUGCCAGCAGAGAGAGGUGGAGGCCAUCACGGAGGGCGUGGAGGAGGAUGAGGGAUGCUGCUGCUGCGAGCCGGGCCACCUGCCCCACGUCCUCUCCUUCAACGCGGCCUUCGGGCAGCGCUGGCUGGCCUGGGAGGUGCUAGUCACCAAGUACGUCCUGGAGGGCUACAGCAUCACGGAUAACAGCGCCGCCUCCAUGCUGCAGGUGUUUGACCUCCGCCGCAUCCUCACCACCUACUACGUCAAGGGCAUCAUCUAUUAUGUAAUCGCCUCCCCCAAACUGGAGGAGUGGCUGGCCAAUGAGACCAUGAAGGAGGGCCUGCGGGGGUGCGCGGAGAGGAACUAUGUGGAUCUGGAUCCAACCUUCAACCCCAAUAUUGAUGAGGACUACGACCAUCGUCUUGCAGGCAUCUCCCGGGACAGCUUCUGUGGGGUCUACCUAGGUUGGAUCCAGUACUGCAACUCACAGAAGGCUAAGCCAUUGGACUGUGAGAAGGACUCGGCCCUGGUGCUGCUGUGCUAUGGCCUGUGUGUGCUGGGUAGGAGAGCUCUGGGGACUGCGGCACAUCACAUGUCCAGCAAUCUGGAGUCUUUCCUGUACGGACUGCAUGCAUUGUUCAAGGGCGACUUCCGCAUCUCCUCGGUGAGAGACGAGUGGAUCUUCGCUGACAUGGAGCUCCUGAGGAAAGUCGUGGUCCCUGGAAUCCGAAUGUCACUUAAACUGCACCAGGACCACUUCACAUCCCCAGAUGAGUACGAUGAGCCUGCCGUCCUCUUUGAGGCCAUCUCCUCCCACCAGCAGAACCUGGUUAUCGCCCACGAAGGCGACCCAGCCUGGAGGAGUGCAGUUCUGUCUAACUCCCCAUCCCUCCUGGCCCUGCGCCACGUCCUUGAUGAGGGCACCAAUGAGUACAAAAUCAUCAUGCUCAACCGACGAUACCUCAGCUUCCGUGUCAUCAAGGUGAAUAAGGAAUGUGUGCGGGGCUUGUGGGCGGGCCAGCAGCAGGAGCUGGUCUUCCUGAGAAACAGGAACCCGGAGCGCGGAAGCAUCCAGAAUGCCAAGCAGGCUCUGCGUAACAUGAUCAACUCCUCGUGCGACCAACCCAUUGGCUACCCUAUCUAUGUGUCUCCGCUGACCACCUCCUACUGCAAUUCCCACCCCCAGCUGGGACACAUGCUCGGAGGGCCCAUCAGCAUGGGGAACAUCCGCAACUUUGUCGUCAGCACCUGGCACAGGUUACGGAAGGGCUGUGGCGCGGGCUGUAACAGCGGAGGGAAUAUUGAGGAAUCUGACGCGGGGGGACUGUCCUCUGGCAGUGGGAAUGGGACGGGGGUGAGCGACUCUCAGCAGAGCUCCAUGUCACAGGGGGUAGUCUCUGCACCCGCCCUCCCUCACUCUUACCAGCCCAACGCUCUAGGCACGAGUCAGAGCUCUCAGUCCGUCCAGUCCGGGCUUGUGCGCCACUCCCCCGCCCGUGCCUCUAUGGCCAGCCAGUCCUCCUCCUACCGCUACAGCAGCAGCCGCCACUCCUCCCUGCGCACCUCCUCCACAGGCCUGGAGCCCUGCCGCCGGUCCUCCACCAGCCAGCUGUCGCUGCGCACGCUCCCUACCUCCCUGCACCUGCGGCUGGGCUCCACCUCGGACCCGGCCGGCCCGUCCGCCUCCCUCUCCAGCCACAGCAUCCCCCCCUGUAAACGCCACACGCUGGUGGGUCUGCUGGGGAACGAGGGCCUGUGCAGUGCCAUAGGCGACCCUCUCACCCAGCACCAUCACUAUCACCUCCACCCUCACCAACACAACCCCCCCAUUGCUACCGUGCGCAGAGACGACAUCUCCUACAGAGUGCAGAUUGUGGAUGUGGGUCAGGUGUUGGAGAACAUAAACCUUUCCAAACGAAAGGAGCUGCAUUGGCCUGACGAGACAGUCAGGCUGAGAGCAGGCCGGACAUGCUGGAGGGACUGGAGCCCCCUAGAGGGCAUGGAAGGACAUGUGAUUCACCGGUGGGUGCCUUGUAGCCGAGACCCAGCGACUCGUUCCCAUAUCGACAAGACCAUCCUGCUGGUUCAGGUGGAAGAUAAGCUAGUGGCCAUCAUCGAGACCGGGGUCAUCGAGUUGGGCGCGGAGGUGUGAGCUAAGCGAAAGCACAUCGACACACGCACACACACACCUUUGGAGGGAACUAAGCCGGACCUGCCUGGACUGUGGAAGGACGCAGGAGCUGAGAGAUGGCUCGAAAACGGGAGCCCUCCUCCCCGACCUCCGGAGGCCGCCUAUCGCUGGAGGCGGGGACAGGAAGCCCGGGAAAAGUGCAAGCGGAGGCAGACAACGCGCUCAUUAAACAUCCUUUACGACAUCUGCAUACAUUUACAGUAACUGCCUUGCUUCGUGUCUCUCAGAAAUGCUGCAUGACAUUAAUCGACCCUAUUAAGUUCGUUCUCGCAGCUGGCAAUUUUUUUCUAUGCAUUACGUGGACAAUUUUUUGUUGACGUGCACACGCACACACACGUGUGUGUGUGCGUGUGACCCAGUUCGAGGUUCACUUUGUGAAUCUGGCAAAGCUGAGUGUUAAGAACGUGUGGGAAAUAUUAUACUUUAGUUUGUCUCCAAAUAUUUUGCCAAAUAAGCCUGGUAUUUAAUGAUUGCCACGGUUCCAUAUUUCAUGCAAAGGUUUUUUUUUUGGGGGGGGGGUUUGCUUCCUACACUGACUGCAGAGGAACUUUAUGUGUGUGGGAAUUUCAGUGGGAAGGAAACGCUGGUGCUUCGUUCAACACUCUUUUUUCUUUUUGACUCGUCAUUCCUUGAGGAUUACUUUGAAAAUUGCAAGCUCAUGUUUUGCGAAGAAGAAAAAAAUACUUGCACUAUGAUUCUUUUUUUUUUUUCUCUUCAUUUUAUUUACAGUGAUGCACUACGAUUUUGAGAUAAACACAUUUAAUUUAUUUUAGAUUCUGAAUGGCCAUGGUUACUGAUGCCUUGGGAAUGGAAAAAAAAUGCAAUCAUCGUUCUGUUUUCAGCCAUCUUUCUCUCACUGUUUUACGUUUGAUAAACUUGAAAAUACCUUUUUACUUUAAAAUUUUAUAUAUAUAUAUAUAUAUACGUAUAUAUAUAUAUAUAUAAUGUCAAUGUACAAUAGAUUUUGUUUUGAAUAUUUAUUACUGUGAACAUGGGAUUUACACCUUGUUUCAUCUUUUUUUUUUUUUCAUUUAUGGGACAGAGGUUAAUGUAUCAGAGACCAUCGGUUGGAAAACAAGAUGCCGCAUUUUUUGAUGGACUGUUUCCCUAUUUAACUUAAUUGUUUUCUAUAUGGAGAAAUAAACGUUUGA